GUCGUUUUUCGUCGUACCACGCUUUUGAGUGUAUCGCUACUUGCUUGCACAUGAUGCCGAGCGACCCAGUGAAAUUAUAUAUUUUGCUUGACCAAGCUUCACUAGAGUCUGUUAAGGCAUCUAGUGGAAAAGAGUUCCAACUUCUUAAUCCUGAUCGACACAAAGAUCGAAUAUCAAAGGCUGGUAUUGAUGCUUCUACAGUUCGCCCAGAUAUUACUCAUCAAUGUCUACUUAUGCUACUUGAUAGCCCAUUAAACCGAGUUGGUAGACUUCAGGUUUUUAUUCGAACACGAAAAAAUGUGAUCAUUGAAGUAAAUCCCAAAACACGAAUACCACGUACUUUUGAUCGAUUCUGUGGACUGAUGGUACAACUUUUACACAAACUUUCAAUACAUGCUGAAGGUGGUAAUCGUGAAAAACUUCUCAAGAUCGUAAAAAAUCCUAUAACACGACAUUUUCCAACUGGUGCCCCAAUUAUAACAACAUCAUUUUCAGCAAAAGAACAAAUUAAACCAAUCCAAUUAGCUGAACAGACACAAACACCAAAUCCUCAGUCAGUUGUUAUUGUGAUUGGUGCAUUGGCGCAUGGUUCAGUGAUGGAUACAUGUAAAGAGUUUACACAACGUACAGUGAGUAUAAGUAAUUUUCCUUUGUCCGCGGCUCAAACAUGCGCUCGUAUAUGUACUGCAUUCGAAGAAUACUGGUGUGUUGAAGAUAUUUUAAGCGGAGAGAAAACGCAAGUAGAAGAAACAUGA
This is a messenger RNA of Schistosoma turkestanicum, 755 nucleotides long. NCBI's taxonomy places the organism in Eukaryota, Metazoa, Platyhelminthes, Trematoda, Strigeidida, Schistosomatidae. The record is from the annotation of a GenBank genome assembly.